This is a messenger RNA of Oenanthe melanoleuca, 1373 nucleotides long. RefSeq names its product sulfotransferase 2B1-like. Gene Ontology annotation, biological process: sulfation. Gene Ontology annotation, cellular component: cytoplasm. The transcript is spliced from 6 exons. The record is from RefSeq and is a predicted model, not a curated record. NCBI's taxonomy places the organism in Eukaryota, Metazoa, Chordata, Aves, Passeriformes, Muscicapidae. Gene Ontology annotation, molecular function: sulfotransferase activity. The coding region runs from base 249 to 1115 and encodes 288 amino acids.
UCACAUUUCUCCCGGCUGCGGCGGUGGGUCCGGGAAGGAAGGACUCCCAUCGCACCCAUCCCCUCCCAUCCCAUCCCGGGUGUCUCAGCCCCUGCCAGCAGCGCUCUCCCGGCGCUGGCCCCAGCGCGGCCGGAUUCCCGGCUCCCCGGCAGGAAUGUGCCGGGGGGUUCCGGCCCCCCGCCCGCCGGGGCCGCUUCCUCUUUCGGCGCUAUUUAAGCGGCUCCCGGCGCGUCCCGCCCGGCCGGGCCAUGGAGCGCAUGAAAGUGACUGAGACCUUUGAGGGCAUCUCCCUGCCCGGCCACCUCCACACGCAGGAGUCCCUCGGCUUCGCCGCCGCCUUCACCUUCCGCCCCACCGAUGUGCUCAUCGCCACCUACCCCAAAUCGGGCACCACCUGGAUGCAGGAGAUCCUGACGCUGCUCUACAGCCUCGGAGAUGCCCGCCCGGCCAAGACCAUUCCCAACUGGGAGCGGGCGCCCUGGCUGGAGCAGAUCUACUGCCGGGAGGCUCUGCGGGACUCCGAGAGCCCGCGGCUCCUCACCACACACCUGCCCGCCCACGUCCUGGCCCCCGCCCUGCAGCGCAGCAAGGCCAAGGUGAUCUACGUGGCCAGGAACCCCAAAGAUGUCGCUGUCUCCUUCUACCACUUCCACCACCUGGCCAAGUUCCUGCCCGACCCCAGCUCCUUCGAUGCCUUCCUGACGCAGUUCCUCGAGGGCACAGUGCACUACGGCUCCUGGUUUGAGCACGUCAAGGGCUGGCUGGGCCAGCGGCACCUCCUGGACAUCCUCUACGUCACCUACGAGGAGAUGCACCAGGACCUGCGUGGCACAGCCCAGCGCCUCAGCAGCUUCCUGGGGUGCCCGCUGGCCCCGGGGACGCUGGCAGCCCUGGAGCAGCACUGCAGCUUCUCUGCCAUGCGGGACAACGCCAUGGCCAACUACUCCCUGAUCCCUGCCGAGAUCAUGGACCACAGCCAGGGCCGCUUCAUGCGCAAAGGGGUGGUCGGGGACUGGCGCAGCCACUUCUCCCCCGAGCAAAACGCCCUCUUCAACCGUCGCUACCAGGAGGAGAUGGGGGACGUGGAGCUGCCCUCGCAAUGGCCCAUGGCCUGAAGGGAUCUGGGGGGACACUGAGCCCUCACCUGCUGAGAACCACCGCAUGGAGACCCCCAUGAAACACCCCCUGUGUCACCCCAGCACCUGGGGUUUGGGGUCUGGUGGGGAGCCAUGGCACCAGCCCAGCUCCCUGGGGAGAGGGAGCUUUUCCAGCCGUGCGUUGUGGCCGUCCCCGCUCCCCCCGGCCAGGAUCAUGUGGCCGUGACCCCCCUUUCUGCCCAUCCCGCCCUGCGGAAAUAAAUAUUUAUCGCUGUU